Molecule: messenger RNA, 1101 nt
Organism: Lodderomyces theae
Lineage: Eukaryota; Fungi; Ascomycota; Pichiomycetes; Serinales; Debaryomycetaceae
Exons: 1
Coding region: 1-1101 (366 amino acids)
Biological process (GO): endoplasmic reticulum unfolded protein response
Cellular component (GO): Hrd1p ubiquitin ligase ERAD-L complex; endoplasmic reticulum membrane
Molecular function (GO): ubiquitin-specific protease binding; misfolded protein binding
Source: RefSeq, a predicted model, not a curated record
AUGGACUUUUUAUGGACAAAUCUUCCUCCAGUGACAAAGGGCUGGUGCGUGGCGUCGAUGACCAUAUCGACACUUGUCACCAUGGACAAAUUGAAAUCUGUAAAUCUAUGGUUCAUACCGGGCAAAAUAUACAACCAGAACCAAACAUGGCGACUAAUAACUUCAUUUGUGACAUUUGGCGAUCUCAGUAUGGGAUUUGUUUUCCAAUUGUGGAUCAUUUCUUCUUCGUGUCGAGCGAUAGAAAGUCUUUACCAAACAAAGUUUACCCAAUUUCCGUUAUACAUUGUUGACGAUUUGUCUAGAGAGCAAUUGGGUAUUUUGAGACAAUUGAUUGAAAGAAACAGGUCGAUUGACUUCUUGUACUUUAUUAUGCAAAUAUGCGUGUCAAUCAUUGUUUGUGCCACGAUACUUUUUUACAAGAUGGGUAUACUUUUACCUCAAUUGGGACUCGUUUUGAUUCUGGUGUUUCAAUAUUAUAACUCCAAGUUGACACCAUUGGAAAUGGUUAAUUUUUUUGGAUUUCAGUUUAGAAAUAUGUACCAUCCAUAUUUUGUGGCACUCGUUAAUUUGUUAGUGAGUAGUGCAGGGGCUGGACAGAACUCUGAACCAAACCAGAAUCGAAGUGGUAACUUUGGUCGUAUCGCGUUGUGGAGUAUAGAGUCAGUAUUGAGAAACCCGCAAAUAUGGUUUUAUUUUAUCAGUUUUGGCUUGGGCCAUCUUUGGUGGUGCACUAGGGAAGUCAUUUUAGGAAGUAUGCAUUACAACGAUGCAGGAGAUGCAACGAGUCUAGAUGUUGAUGAAAGAAGUAGAAGAAUCAAGAGGAGACAAUUGCUCAAACAGAAUGGUGUUUGGAAAUUUGAUUUGGUGAAGGAGGCGUUGGUGAUUUUGAUGUUGCCUCCAUGGUACUGGAUUAUGUUGUCGAAAAUAAAGCAGCAACGGCCACUUGGGAAUCGUCGUCAACGUCCGAUGCCUAUUGAACUAGAGGAUGCCCUACAGGAGGAUUUGGGAGAGCGUGUCGAGGAAGAUGGUGAAAAUGCAGACGACUUAGUCGAUGAACAUCAAGAGGGGAAUGUCAUGCAGAAUUUACCACAAGUGGAUUGA